Aplysia californica (California sea hare) is the source of this 2556-nucleotide messenger RNA. RefSeq lists its product as uncharacterized. The record is from RefSeq and is a predicted model, not a curated record. Gene Ontology annotation, molecular function: NAD+ poly-ADP-ribosyltransferase activity. Lineage: Eukaryota; Metazoa; Mollusca; Gastropoda; Aplysiida; Aplysiidae. The transcript has 11 exons. Bases 171 to 1514 code for a protein of 447 amino acids.
ACUAAGCGAUUCUGUGCUUUUCUCAGGAGUUUACAGGUCAUAAAUUAUGUCGAUGUAGAUCUAGAAGUUGAAUCAGUCGCGAUGACUGCCAUGGCUGUGUCAAUGUGGCGAGCCUGAUGAGAACGAUGGCGAUGGGCGUACACGAUCUCGGCUGAUAAGAGAAUAAGGAAAUGGCGGCUCCAGCCAAUACAAGUGUUGAGGGACUUGCCGGCAAGUGUCCAGAUGUUCUGAAAAAGCUGAUACAGGGCACCGUGACUUUUAAAACACUUUCUGAAGGAAAACCUGUAUUUGAUGGCAUCAAAACAGACUUUGAAAAAGCUGGGCUGAAUGUUGUGAAGGUGCUAGAAGUUAAGAAUCAUUUUCUGCGGGACGAAUAUGAGAAUGAAAAAGGUUUUCUAAACAAGAGGAAAGCAAGAGAGCGAAAUUUCAGUCUGAAUGAAGUGUACUUGUACCAUGGGACAAAUGAAUCGAAGGAGGUGUUUCUUCAAGAAGGAAUGGACAAUCGAUUGGCAAGCAAAGGUCUAUUUGGAAAGGGUAUCUAUUUCAGUGAUGAUCCUAAAAAAUGCCUUAUGUAUGCAGAGAGAGGCACAAAAGAUGAGCUGAUUCUUCUUACAAGGGUUUUGCUCGGUGAAUCAAAGGUAUAUGAAGAUGGAAAAACAGAUCGAUCCCUGAAACGUGAACCAAAGAAAGAGAAUCCCGGCCAGGGGUCCAGAUUCUAUGAUUCAGUUCAGGGACGUUGUGGCGCCUUUCGGGAGUUUGUGAUCUAUGAGAAACGUCGAGCUCUUGUUGAGUGCAUUAUAACAUUCACAAAAGUCUUUGAUGAUAGUCAAGCUAAGAUUAAGAAGCCUGUGGAUCCCUCAGGGAUCAAACUGGAGAAAAAAGUGAAGAUUCAAGCUCAAGCGUUGUCUCAUUCCUCACCAGAUCCAGGUGGCUCCAAUGACGAUGAGGCAGAUGAAACGGAUGUGAUAGAUUCAAGUGGCUCCGAUGACGAUGAGGAAGAUGACACAGAUGAGAAAGCUGAAGAGCAGUCCCAGGGCUCAUCAUAUGAGGAGUGUGAGGACACUGUAGAUGUUUCCAAAGCUUUAGCAAAAGAUGAUAAAGAUCUUCAAAGAAUGGUCACAGAGUUUAUGGAAAAAACCAAAGAAAGAUCCCCAUAUGUGGCAAGACUAUUUGUGGUCCUGGAAGAUCAGGAUGUUGAUGCAGCAGUUACUCAAUACAGGAUUGACCACACAGUCGUAUUAACUCAAGAGGAGGAGAAGGAGAUGACAAAGAUAUCUGAAGAAUUGGCGGUAAAGCUGAAACUUGACCAGGAUUUGAAAGUACUUGAUAACAUGAAGAAGGAGGAUAAAGAUGCAGUUAUGGUGGAGUUGGUCAGCCAAUUUUGUGAAAUUGUCGGUUUGGACUCAUCAUUACCUGAAAACGACAGGCAGGCCAGGACGUACUUGAGCGCAACGGAAUGGAAGACCGACCUUGCUGUGCUUGCCUAUUUUGAAGAAUCAUAUGGCAUCUCCUGAAGACAGUUCUGCUUUCUCAAGAUUGUGUGAUAAAAGAGAACAGCCACCAUUGAUCCUCUUAUGACUAGAAAAGUGCACCGAUUACUGUUGGGUCUUUGUCUUAGUCUUAGUCAGGUUUGCUAAUGUUUGAAGGUUUGGAAUGAACUCCACUAGAUUGUUGUCUGUUGGUGUAAUAGGUAGCCUACAAGUUUUGUUGGGGGGUUUUUGUGUGAGUGUUUUUUGUUGUUGUUGUUUUUUUGGGUGGGGAUGGGUUGAGGUUUGUUUGCUUUUUUUAAGGGGGAGGGGGGGGGGGGGGGGGGAGAAGAAGAAGAGAUGAUGAUUACUAAUUAUAUUCUCAGAAAGAAUUUUGUUUGUUUUUCUUUGAAAAGGCAAAAGGUUCAUGGGUUUACUUUGUCAUUGUAAAGAUUGACCACCAUGUCCGACACUGUAAGGUUAUUUAACCCUAUCUGUACGCCCUGGGGUCAUUUUGUGCCCCUGGGUUGUUUUUUUCACAUUUUAGAAUACUUCUAGUUCGGAGAUCUCUUUGAAACUUUCAGUAUUUCUCAAAAAAUCAUUUUGACAGACGGCUACGCAAAGCGCACAGAUCGGAUUAACAGGUAAAUUUCCUCUUUGAAAGUGGUGGCACAGAGUUCCCCACAUCAUAUGGAUACGAUAGUAAAACACGACGUACAGAUAGGGUUAAGCGGUGGGACCCACGAACUUAAGGUCCAUCUCUGAUAGGACAGGGCCAAAUAGACGAAGAGCCUUAAAAACUCUCCAAAAAAGCAUUAAAAAAUUCAGAACACCCAUUGGGGAUUCAAGCCAGGGCCAUCCACUCCAUAGUCAAGCAUGACACCAAGCUAACGGUGCCCCCUGGUUUACUUUGGACUAAAGUCUAAAAAUGCUUCAUCGUAAUAAUCACUUCUGCUAGAUCAUUAAAAUUUGAUCAGUUUCUCUUUUUAAAAUAAUGAGACAGAUGUCAUCUCCGUAGAUUAGUCGCUACCCUAGAAUUACAAAGUUCUAUCUGCUCAGUACCUAGUUUUGAGAAAUUGGCCGAAAAAAA